AGCUGCGGGAGGGGCUAAGCCCAGGAGGAGAAACCCCGACUGCAAAGGGAACCGGAAGUGGGGGCAGAGGCCGGAGCGGCUGCAAGAAACGAAACUGAAAGCAGGAAAAGGGGGGAGUCCCGAGAGGAUGGGGAAAGGGGGCAAGCGGCGGGGAGACUGGGCCAGUCGCAUCCUUCCCUCUCCCUGCGCCGGGCGCAGGACUGGGGCGGGGCGCUGCGGGGCACCUGGGACCUCCGAGACCCUGGGACGCAAACGCAGAGGCGGGCGAGCGCACCGAGCUCGCCACCCGCACGCAGAACCCCUGCCCGCAGUCGCCCCGGCGCCCGGGCAUGGACCUGUACCGCACCCCCGCCGCCGCGCUGGACGGCCUGGUGACCAGCAGCCUGCAGCCGACUGCGGAGUUCGUGGGGACGGCGCGGCGCGCUCUGGGGGCCCUGGGCGCGGUCCUGAGAGAGCGUGGGGGCCGCCCUGCUGCCGGGGGAGCUGCUGCCCCACCGUGGCGGGUACUUAAAAUCACCAAGGGAGGCUCCUUUGGCCGGGGCACAGCUCUGAGGGGUGGCUGUGAUUCCGAACUUGUCGUCUUCCUCAACUGCUUCCGGAGCUAUGAGGACCAGCGUGCUCGGCACGGAGAGAUCCUCAGGGAGAUGAGGGUGCUGCUGGAAUCCUCAUGGCAGAACCUGGUCCCUGGCUUGAGCCUUGAGUUUCUCCAGCGGGACACGCCUGGGGCCCUCCAGUUCCGACUGGCAUCCCCAGACCUGGACGACUGGAUGGACGUGAGCGUGGUGCCCGCCUUUGACGCUCUGGGGCAGCUCAGCUCCCACGUCAAACCCCAGCCCCAGGUCUACGCCACCCUCCUCAACAGCGGCUGCCAGGAGGGCGAGCACGCAGCCUGCUUCGCAGAGCUGCGGAGGAACUUCGUGAACACCCGCCCGGCCAAGCUGAAGAACCUGAUCCUGCUGGUGAAGCACUGGUACCGCCAGGUGCGCCCACAGAAGGGGAGCAGGAAGAUGCCCCCAGCCUAUGCCCUGGAGCUGCUGACCAUCUUCGCCUGGGAGAAGGGCUGUGGGAAGGAUGCCUUCAGCCUGGCCCAAGGCCUCCAGACGGUCCUGGGCCUGAUCCAGCAGUAUCGGCACCUGUGUGUUUUCUGGACCACCAACUACGGCUUCGAGGACCCUGCCGUUAAGGAGUUCUUGCUUCGCCAGCUUGAGAGACCCAGGCCUGUGAUCCUGGACCCGGCCGACCCGACGUGGGACGUGGGGAAUGGGGCAGCCUGGGCCUGGGAUCUGCUGGCGCGAGAGGCGGAGUCCUGCUGUGACCGCUCGUGUUUUCUGCAGGCUGUAGGGGGCGCUGUGAAGCCCUGGGAGGUGCCAGGCCUUCCACUUCCUGGGCGCUCAGGUUUGGACCUCCGCAUCCUGCAAGACCCCGCCCAGGAGACCUCCAAGGUCAGCAGCGGCCUCAGCCUCGGCGCUGUCUGUCCAGGGGCAGGGAACCGGCGGCCCUUCUUCCCAGCCCCCGUCUUCUCCGCGGUGGCCAGCAUCGCCCCCUCUGCACCGGAUCUGUCCCAGAUCCCCAGCAGGGAGCUGGACCUCUUCAUCCAGGACCACCUCAAGCCACACACCCUGUUCCAGAGGCAGGCGAGCAAGGCCAUCGAUGCCAUCCUGGGCUGCCUCCGUGAGAAGUGUGUCCACAAGGUCUCCAGGGUCAGCAAGGGGGGCUCAUUCGGCAGGGGCACAGACCUCAGGGGUGGCUGCGACGCCGAACUUGUCAUCUUCCUCACCUGCUUCGAGAACUACCAGGACCAGGGCCCCCGCCUUGCAGAGAUUCUUGACGAUAUGCGGGCACAGCUGGAAUCCUGGUGGCAGGACCCCGUCCCCAGCCUGACCCUCAGUUUCCCAGAGCAGACCGUGGCCGAGGCUCUGCAGUUCCAGCUCGUGUCGCCGGCCCUAGAGAGCUGGAUGGAUGUCAGCCUGCUGCCCGUCUUUGAUGCCGUGGGGCAGCUCAGCUCUGGCACCAAACCUGACCCCCAGGUCUACUGCACCCUUCUGGGCAGCGGCUGCCAGGAGGGCGAGCACGCAGCCUGCUUCGCAGAGCUGCGGAGGAACUUCGUGAACACCCGCCCAGUCAAGCUGAAGAACCUGAUCCUGCUGGUGAAGCACUGGUACCGCCAGGUUGCCGCCCAGAACAGAGGGGAAUGGCCAGCCUGUGCCCCCCUGCCCCCAGCCUACGCCCUGGAGCUCCUGACCAUCUUCGCCUGGGAGCAGGGCAGCGGGGAGCACCGAUUCCACAUGGCCGAAGGCCUGAGGACCGUCCUGGGGCUUGUCCAGCAGCACCAGCAGCUCCGUGUCUUCUGGACAGUCAACUACAGCUUUGAGGACCCAGCGCUCAGAAGGCACCUCCUGGGCCAGCUUCAGAAGCCCAGGCCCCUGAUCCUGGACCCUGCCGACCCCACCUGGAAUGUGGGCCGGGGCAGCUGGGAGCUGCUGGCCCAGGAAGCGGCCGCCCUGGAGAAGCAGGCCUGCCUCAUGGGUAGAGACGGGGCACCAGUGCAGCCCUGGGAUGUGAUGCCCGCUCUCCUUCGCCAGACUCCAGCCAGGGACCUCGACAGGUUCAUCAGUGACUUUCUCCAGCCCGACCGCCAGUUCCUGGGUCAAGUGCACAAGGCUGUCGAUACCAUCUGCUCAUUCCUGAGGGAAAACUGCUUCCAGAAUCUUCCCAUCAAAGUGCUCAAGGUGGUCAAGGGCGGCUCUUCGGCCAAAGGAACCGCGCUGCAAGGCCACUCCGAUGCCGACCUGGUGGUGUUCCUCAGCUGCUUCCACCAGUUCGCCGAUCAGGGGAGCAGGCGGGCCGAGAUCGUGUCGGAGAUCCGAGCGCAGCUGGAGAGAUGCAAGCAGGAGCAGCAGUUUGAAGUCAAGUUCGAGAUCUCCAGGUGGGAGAAUCCCCGCGUGCUGAGCUUCUCGCUGGCGUCGCAGACGAUGCCGGACCAGAGUGUGGACUUUGAUGUGCUGCCGGCCUUUGAUGCCCUAGGCCAGCUGGGCUCCGGCUGCAGGCCCCACCCUCGCGUCUACGUGGACCUCAUCCGCAGCUGCAGCAACGCGGGCGAGUACUCCUGCUGCUUCACGGAGCUGCAGCGGGACUUCAUCGUCUCCCGCCCCACCAAGCUGAAGAGCCUGAUCCGACUGGUGAAGCACUGGUACCGCCAGUGCACCAAGAAGCACAAGGGGAAAGGCUCCCUGCCCCCGCAGCACGGGCUGGAGCUCCUGGCAGUGUACGCCUGGGAGCAGGGUGGGCAGGACCCCCGGUUCAACAUGGCCGAGGGCUUUCGCACCGUCCUGGAGCUGGUCACCCAGUACCGCCAGCUCUGCGUCUACUGGACCAUCAACUAUGACUGCGAGGACGAGACCAUCAGAGACUUCCUGAGGAUGCAGCUUCAGAAGGCUAGGCCCAUCAUCCUGGAUCCGGCUGACCCGACGGGCAUCCUGGGCCACAGUGCGCGCUGGGACCUGCUGGCGGAGGAAGCUGCCGCCUACAUAUCUGCCCCGUGCUGCCUGGACAGAGACGGUACCCCCAUCCUGCCGUGGCCAGUGAAGUUUGCACACCUUAAUGCCAUGCCCUACAUGCCCUCCUGGAUUUUCACUGAGUUCCUGUCAUGUCUCCUGCCCAGCUACGGUGCCACCAGUGGGAUCCUCCACCCCCAGAGCCUCAACGGGAGUCAGUGCCCCCAUGCCAGUGCCCAGCCAGCUUCCUUCCGCCCUCCCUCGCAAACCCACCCGGUCUGUGCAGGAGUUUCGCUUUCCUGGCUCUUGGGCAUUUCAGCAUCCAGGCUCUCAGCCCAGAGCCCAGAGCUGCUCUUUCUCCUCUGCUUGCUGCUCUGCCGUACGCUGUCGCCUCAGCAGCCAGCGAGAACGAUGGGAAGCUGGUUCUCCAGUGCCUGCCCGACGCCCGUGGACUCAGUGCCUGCACAGAGCCUGGUCCAGCACAUCCAGACCUUCCUGAGACCCCCUGACGACUGUCAGAGACGGAUCGACGUAGCCGUGGCCGCCAUCUGUGCCGCCCUGCAGGACGCCAGGGAGCUCCCCACGGUGACAGGUGUAGCCAUGGGUGGCUCCUAUGGCCGAAAAACAGUCUUAAGGGGCAACUCCGACGGCACCCUUGUCGUCUUCGUCAGCGACCUGGGACAGUUCCAGGAUCUGAAGAGGAAAAACCAACAUGAAAUCCUCAACAAAAUCUUCCAGCGGCUGAAAGCCUCCCAGCUCGAGAGGCGGCUAGAGGCGAAGAUGGAGAUCAAGGGGUCCUAUGGGGGGCUCACCAUCCAGCUGUCCACAGAAGGGCAGAGCGUCACUUUGGACGUGCUGCCCGCCUUCGAUGCUGUGGCCUUAAGCGACAAGCCCAGCCCCUGGACCUACCGAGACCUCAAAAGAGCCCUGGACAUGACCCAAGCCAGCCCCGGUGAGUUCUCAGUCUGCUUCACAAAACUCCAGCAGAAUUUCUUUAACCACCAUCCCAGGAAGCUGAAGGAUUUGAUCCUCUUGGUAAAGGCCUGGUAUCAACAGUGCCAGAACAAGCUGAAGGAUGCACCCCUGCCAUCCUGGUAUGCUCUGGAGCUGCUCGUGGUCUAUGCCUGGGAGCAGGGGUGCGGGGCAGAAAACUUCGAUCUUGUUGAAGGCGUCAGAACGGUCCUGGAGCUAAUCAAGCGGCCAGAGGAGCUGUGUGUCUACUGGACGAUCAACUACAGCUUUGAGGAUGUGACCGUCCGGAACGUCAUCCUGAGGCAGCUCCGAUCCCCAAGGCCAGUCAUCUUGGAUCCAACCGACCCGACCAAUAACGUGGCCAAAGACAAGACGUGCUGGCAGCUGCUAAAAGAAGAAGCUCAACUCUGGCUGUCUUCUCCCAGCCUGAAAGAGUCACCCGGACCAUCUUGGAAUGUUCUGCCAACACCCCUUCACGAGACCCCGGGCCACCGUCUGGAUGCGUUCAUCAAGAGCUUUCUGCAGCCCAACCAGACUUUCCUAGAUCAGGUGAACAGUGCCGUUGACAUCAUCUGUACAUUCUUCAAGGAACAAUGCUUUCGGCAUUCAACUACCAAGGUUCAGAAGUGUGUCAAGGGGGGGUCGACCAGCAAAGGCACGGCUCUGAAGACGGGCUCCGACGCGGACAUCGUCCUGUUCAUCAACUCGCUGCGGAGCUACGCCUCCCAAAAAAACGAGAGAAGCAACAUCGUCCGGGAAAUCCGAAAACAGCUGGAAGCCUUUCAGCAGCGAGAAGCCCGCGAGCUGAAGUUCCAAGUGAAGUUUGAGAUUUCAAAAUGGGAUGCCCCCAGGGUGCUGAGCUUCUCCCUCAAGUCCAAAGACCUCAGCGACAGCGUUGACUUCGACGUGCUGCCGGCAUACGACGCGCUAGGUCAAGUGCAAGCUGGCUUUAGACCACCCCCCAGGGUCUACACUGAGCUCAUCUCUGUGUAUAAAAGCUCUCACAUCGGGGGAGAAUUUUCGACCUGUUUCACGGAGCUGCAGCGUAACUUCGUUGUCUCCAAGCCCACCAAGCUGAAGGACUUAAUCCGCCUGAUAAAGCACUGGUACAAACAGUGCGCAAGGAAACUGAAAGGAAAGGGGUCUCUGCCCCCGAAGUACGCCUUGGAGCUGCUCACCAUCUACGCCUGGGAGCACGGCAGUGGGGCGCUGGAUUUCGACAUGGCCGAGGGUUUCCGGACGGUCCUGGAGUUGGUCACGCGGUAUCAGCAGCUCUGCAUCUUCUGGACGGUCAAUUACAGCUUUGAGAAUGAGGUUGUGAAGGACCUCCUACUGACCCAGAUCCAGAAAACCAGGCCUGUGAUCUUGGACCCAGCCGAUCCUACUGGCGACGUGGGCGGAGGGCACGGUCGGUGCUGGUGUCUUCUAGCGCAAGAAGCUGACGAGUGGCUGUCCUCUUCUCUGUGUUUCAAAGACGGGGCUGGGGCUCCCGUGCGGUCGUGGGAGGUGCCGGCAGUGCAGACACCAGGAAGCUGCGGGGUCAACAUACAUCCUAUUGUCAAUGAGAUGUUCUCAUUGAGAAUUCAUGGCAUCCUACCCUGAAAAUGCUAGGGCCUUCUAGAGGUCGCCUGGCAGUUGCUUUUGAAGAACGCACUCGCUGCAUGGAAGUGUAUCCCAGACCGAUUCCUGCCCACAGCUCCUUCCCUCGCGUCUCCGAACCCUCUUCAGGUUGAGACCGCCACGUCCUUCUCAUACAGUCCCUCAAACUCCCUGAGAGACCCUUGUUA
Molecule: messenger RNA, 6253 nt
Organism: Phyllostomus discolor (pale spear-nosed bat)
Lineage: Eukaryota; Metazoa; Chordata; Mammalia; Chiroptera; Phyllostomidae
Product: 2'-5'-oligoadenylate synthase 3
Exons: 27
Coding region: 330-6068 (1912 amino acids)
Biological process (GO): negative regulation of viral genome replication; regulation of ribonuclease activity; defense response to virus
Cellular component (GO): cytosol; nucleoplasm; membrane
Molecular function (GO): double-stranded RNA binding; 2'-5'-oligoadenylate synthetase activity
Source: RefSeq, a predicted model, not a curated record